UUUGGAUGAUUAUAACCGUCUGGUGAAACUAUGUAAUGGGACCAAUGAAGGCCUUCUACAGAGGAACCCAUUUAGCAAACCUAGUGAUCAGCUACCAACCAUGGAAGAUGUUCAGAACUGUCUCUCCUUUCAAGAUUUUGAUAAACCUCCUUUCUUUCGGAAUUCCACUUUUAGCUUUAGGAAUGCUUUGGAAGGCUUUGAGAAACCAGAUGGAACCUUGGACCUUCCAGUUGUGAGUCUCCAUAACUUGGUCCACUCUGUUCUGAAUGGAACUGGUGCUCUUCCUCACUCUGCAGUGAAUGACCCCAUCUUUGUGGUCCUCCAUUCCUUUACUGAUGCAGUUUUUGAUGAAUGGAUGAAACGAUUCCGCCCAGCUGAGACUGCAUGGCCUCAAGAGCUGGCACCUAUUGGUCAUAACUGGAUGUUCAACAUGGUGCCUUUCUUCCCUCCUAUCACCAAUGGGGAAUUGUUUCUCCCUGCUGCACAACUUGGCUACAGCUAUGCCAUUGAACUGCCAGAGUCAGAUGAAGAGGCUCGUGCUUGGGCACUUAUGGCUGGAUCCACCAUUGGAGGAGCUCUGAUAGCUUUAGUUGUGCUGGUCCUUCUGCUUGUCCUGUUUCAGCACAGGAGACACAGGAAGGGAUUUGAGCCUCUCAUGAAUGCAAGGUUCAAUAUAAAAAGAUACACCGAAGACCCUUAAAAUAGGCAAUGUUUCUCAUGGUCUGUCUCCAGGAAUCAACCUUGAGUAGUCAAUUGGUCACCAUGAGCCAUUUGUUCAAUUAGCAUCCAUACAAAAGUGCAGUUCCCGGCCAGUUGCAUUACAUUGCGCACUAUUACUUUGGAUUCCCUUGAAAGAUUAGCUUUGUGCAGGUAUUCUGUGAUCAUAGGUGGAUAUCAAAGGUGCUAAGAUUUGACCUACAUAUUUAGAACACACCUUGUCAUAAAUCCCACACAAUACACUAGAUCAAGUAUGGAGCUAUAUAGACCACCCCAAAUGGACGGUCUGCAGCCACC
Molecule: messenger RNA, 1014 nt
Organism: Sceloporus undulatus (fence lizard)
Lineage: Eukaryota; Metazoa; Chordata; Lepidosauria; Squamata; Phrynosomatidae
Product: L-dopachrome tautomerase-like
Exons: 4
Biological process (GO): positive regulation of neuroblast proliferation; melanin biosynthetic process from tyrosine; developmental pigmentation
Cellular component (GO): melanosome
Molecular function (GO): dopachrome isomerase activity; oxidoreductase activity
Source: RefSeq, a predicted model, not a curated record